Messenger RNA from Neoarthrinium moseri, 1260 nucleotides. RefSeq lists its product as uncharacterized. NCBI's taxonomy places the organism in Eukaryota, Fungi, Ascomycota, Sordariomycetes, Amphisphaeriales, Apiosporaceae. Bases 1 to 1260 code for a protein of 419 amino acids. The record is from RefSeq and is a predicted model, not a curated record. The transcript has 5 exons.
AUGUCGACAUUGGACGAAAUCAAUCGAAUUGUACCGGAUUAUGUGACUCGUUAUGGUGCGAAACUACUGCCCCAGGUGACACUGCGACCAAUGUAUGCUCGAGAAAUUGCUUACCUAUUACAACACAGCACCACUUGCCACACUACGCCUAUGGCGCAGACGAAACCUAUAGCGGGACUGCCCCAGCUCGACCUAGACAAUCUAGCCUUGUUGAAUGAGGGGUUUGACGGACUUACAGUCGCGCUGACCGCCAACGACGAUAUCACAGCUCUGCCUGCGUGGAUUUUUGGAGAGACGCCGGACGAGUUAGGCAGGCUACAUAAUUCGACUUCAUGUGUUGUCAUCCUAGUUGAAUCCGCGGAGGGCUCGAGUGAUGUUGAUGUAUUCUACUUCUACUUCUAUUCCUACAAUCGAGGUGCCAACAUCACUCAGGUGUUGCCGCCUAUCAAGUCUCUGAUAGAGGAUGAUAUUGAAGACGGGAUGCACUUCGGGGACCAUGUUGGAGACUGGGAACACAAUAUGGUCCGCUUCCACGAAGGACAGCCUACUGGGAUCUAUUAUAGCCAGCAUUCUGACGGCUCUGCUUAUGACUGGAAUGAUAUAGCUAUCUCAAAGGAUAAUGACCGGCCCCUGGUAUACAGCGCCUAUGGCUCCCAUGCGAGCUAUGUAUCUCCCGGAGGCCAUGUUCACGAUGCGGUAUUGCGGGACUACUGCAACGCAGGCCAACUAUGGGAUCCUCUUUCCUCAGCAUACUUUUACCGGUUCGACCGUGUUACUUCUCAGUUAACUCGUAUGUUCCCAUCUGAAUCAUUGGAUGGAUCUAAUCUCACUUCAUUUCUCUACUUUUCUGGGCUUUGGGGGGACUUUCAGUACCCGGAUGAUGAUCCUCGCCAAAGGACCGUUCCGUAUUUUGGUCUAAAACGCUAUGUCUCAGGCCCAACAGGACCAAUAACAAAGAAGCUCGUGAGGGCGAGACUGUUUCCUGAUCAUCGGGAGAAAAAGUCGUGGCUGCAAUGGGGCAUCGGUAUCUUUAUGUCGCUGUAUCCCUGCUGCCUCCGUGGAUGGAGAGCUUGGUUAUCGGGCACAAUACUCAUCAUGGCUUUGAUUGCGAGUGUACUUGGCAUUCGGUACACCGUGAAGCGGUAUCGGUCGAGGACAGAGGGAUAUAAAAAGAUCGAUGAUGGCGAGGACAUACCGCUUAACAAUAUGGACUACAGACAAAACUCUGCGGGGCAAGAUGCCGAAACUGAGCGAGGAUAA